This is a messenger RNA of Schistosoma curassoni, 402 nucleotides long. The record is from the annotation of a GenBank genome assembly. Lineage: Eukaryota; Metazoa; Platyhelminthes; Trematoda; Strigeidida; Schistosomatidae.
AUGGAUGCUACUAAAUACAGUAAUCCUGUGGAACAGUAUAAUGUCGAGGAAAUGCUAAGAGAAUUAAAUAAGGCAUAUUGUGGGUUUACCGACGAGUUAUUUCCUGAAAGAAAACUACCUCCAGUUGUAGCUACUGGGAAUUGGGGAUGUGGUGCUUUUAGAGGUGAUGUAGAACUGAAAUGUAUACUUCAAAUGAUGGCAUGCCUUCAAGCUAAAAAGUCACUGGCAUAUUUUACUUUUGGUGAUAAAGGGUUUUGUGACAGAAUCUAUGCAAUGUAUACGUUGCUUUCUUCUGAAAAAGUAACUGUAGGACGAUUAUGGCAAAUACUAAUUGAGCAUGCUGGACAUGACUUGAUGAAAAACCAAUCUGUAUUUGAUCUUAUUUCUCAAACAUUGAAGUAA